UUUUUAAUCUCAUAUUGUUAAAUUUUUCUCUAAUGGAUAAAAGUUGGAUUAGCAAACCACCAUUGUCUAAAGAAUAUCGUGAUGGUGUUAAAAGCUUCAUUAAUUUUGCAAGGAAAAAUUCUUCUAAUAGCAACUCUAUUCUGUGUCCCUAUGUGGAUUGUACAAACUGUCACUUGUUAACAUGUGAUGAAGUUGAAGAACAUCUAAUCUUUAGAGGGUUUUUGCAAGGGUGCAUUCACUGGUUUUGCCAUGGAGAGUCUCCCACAUUAGCUUCUUUUGAUCAGUUUCUUGUGCAAAAUGAAUCUUACUCUCAAAGGGCUUCUGAAUUGCAUGUUGAUUCAGAAAAUGAGCAGUGUUGUUGGCUGUCGGACUUCGUUUAUAUGAUUGUGUUGGCUAAUUUUUGUUUACUGCAUGCUAAUAUGUACAAAAAUUAUGGAUGUGGUGAACUGUGUACAGAGAAUAGGGUGUUGGAAGAGUGAUUAGGAGGAAAUAUGUGUGGUUUUUAGGUUUUGAUUUCUUGGAACUUCUUUUGUCUAAUAAGCUAUGUGUAGAGAAACGCAGAUUGAUUUGCUGGAAUUUUGUAGUUUGAGCUCUACAUUGUAGUUAAUCUUGUUUAUUGCUUGUAAAUGUGAUCUGAGUUUCACUAAACAAGAAUGAAACAUGUUCUUUUUUGUUGUAUCCUGAAAAUUACUCUCCAGAUUAUUGAAGAAGGUUGUUCUUGCUGAUAAACAGCGCUCUUCAUUGGAAUUGAUUUCAUCCUUCCACAGCUGUCAACAUUGGAAAGUAUACCAUUCUCCUUGCACGACGAUGCUUUUGUUCUGAAGUUAAUCCAGGAACACCAACAAGCAGGCAGCCAAAAUAUCCCUCGGAGUUCCAUUCAUUCAGGUUCAAGGUCUUGCAUCAAAUCAGUAGGCUUCAAACUCUGAAACCAUAGGAAAUACAUGUAAAAUCAACAUACAGCCGAGUAGCAAUAGGAAACAAAGAGGCGUAUAAGUCUGGUUAGUGUACAUAACAGUGGAUUAUGAGAUUAUCCAAGGUUACUUUUGGAAUAACGUCUUGUUCCGCAC
Messenger RNA from Rubroshorea leprosula, 1067 nucleotides. The record is from the annotation of a GenBank genome assembly. NCBI's taxonomy places the organism in Eukaryota, Viridiplantae, Streptophyta, Magnoliopsida, Malvales, Dipterocarpaceae.